AUGAAUGAUAGCGACCCACACGUUCAGCUCAGCAGUGCAGCGUCCAUCGUUUUAUCACUAUGGCUCUCAAUUUCUGGUUUUGCAGCUGUAACUGGAAAUGCAGUUGUGUUGUGGCUUUUCUUCAGAAAUGAGUCUUUACGAACAAUUUCCAACCUUUUUUUAGCCUCUUUAUCCGUAGCGGAUCUUUUGGUUGGGCUUGUGAUUGUUCCUGCCUGGAUCAUAUUCAUGUGGUGGUUAACAUUUCACAACCUUUUUAACGUCUUUUUAGAAUGCUUGUGGGUUCACACAACCGUCACCACCACUUUCAACAUUUGCUGUAUUUCAGUCGACCGGUUUAUUGCCAUUCGGUUUCCUUUCCGUUAUCAGGACAUAGUAACCAAGAAAAGAUGUUGCACAGGGAUAAUUUUGGUGUGGUUAUUUUCACUGGGUCUUCCUUUCUCGACGUUGUCGGUAAUUGGCGAGGAAAGUAUCAGUGUCUCAGUGCUGUGGAUUUCUGUUGCACUUAUAACAUUUGCUAUUCCAUUACUUGUAGUCUCAUGUUGCUAUAUUUGUAUUUUCAAAUCGGCAAAAAAGCAAUUUAAAAGAAUUUCAGCUAGAGAAAAUCCUACAACAUACAACGACAAUGUCAGAGUUCGUAGUAUGAAAAAUUUCAAAGCUAUCAAAACAAUCGGUUUUGUCUUGGGUGCUUGUAUUAUCGCAUGGACGCCCAGUUUUGUUGUCCUGUUUCUUGAUUGUUAUUACACUGUGAUAAGUGACUGGGAUAAAAGUUUGAGACUAUAUUAUGUUGUGUGGCCUUGGGUUGAGGCAAUCGCUUUUACUUCAUCAGCAGUCAAUCCAUUCAUAUAUUACUUUAGAAAUAAAGAGUUCCGCCCAGCUUUUCGCCGUACAUUUCGCUGGUUACCCAGACGACGUAGCAAGAUAGGCACAAGAACAACCAGGUUGAAGUCAACUCGAGACCAAAUGACAGAAAUGGUUUGAGUUGUGGAGAUAUAGGAAAUGAAAAGGAAGAGUUCUGAAGACAUCUCAAAGGAAACACGACUGCCAUUAAUAAAAAAUUUUGAAAUGAA
Messenger RNA from Pocillopora damicornis (cauliflower coral), 1067 nucleotides. Its product is annotated as beta-2 adrenergic receptor-like. Gene Ontology annotation, molecular function: G protein-coupled receptor activity. The record is from RefSeq and is a predicted model, not a curated record. NCBI's taxonomy places the organism in Eukaryota, Metazoa, Cnidaria, Anthozoa, Scleractinia, Pocilloporidae. Gene Ontology annotation, biological process: G protein-coupled receptor signaling pathway. Gene Ontology annotation, cellular component: membrane.